AAGCCGUUGCUGGAUUCCUGACGUGCUGUUGCGCAGAGUGCGGGGAGGUGCCUCGCACCUCUGCCAUGGCGAUGUCAGAGAAAGAACAGCUUCGACUCUCCUGGAUGACACAAUUCAAUAAAGCCCAACAACAUGACUCCUGGGGCCAAGUCGUCGAGGCGCAGGAGGACUACCAGUCAAUGGCUGCACAGAUAGCAGCCAAGCAGGGCUUGCCAACCAUCACGUCCAAGGAGAAGGACAUUCUGCACCGUUUGGCGCUGUGUUUGGGCGCUCGUGCACAGGCCUUGCGCACGAUGCACGAGAACAUCACAGUGACGGACAUGAAGUGCUUGGUGCCUAUCUUUGAGGCGUUGUUUACGGGCGCAGAGCCUGAAAUAUUUCCCGUCGAUGCAAGCAAAUAUCAGUUUGCGGCUUCGAUGGUAAAGCCAAGUACCGAAGGAGAAAUCAUUUGUGCUGAUGCGGAGGACGAAAGCUCCACGGAUUGGCAUCAGCGACAAGCUGUGCUUCGGACAGUGCGCGGCACAGUUGUGUGCUUUCGGAUCGAAAAGAUAGGUCUGAAAGAUGCUCAGGAGUAUAUAGACCCUUUCAUGACGGUGCUAGUAGCAGAUGCGCGUGCUAAUAUUCUGGACUCCAGAGAUACGAAUUUUGCCUCCGAGCGACGUGCCACCCAUGUGAUGUUCAACCAGCAGGUGUACUUAAAUGUGUCGCUGGAGGACAUGGAAAGAUCGGGAGCAGCAAUUUUCUUUGAAUUCAAGCACUACAAGCCGAAGAAGAAGAAGAUCUCCACUAGGUGCUGGGCAUUCAUGGAGCUGACAGAGCUCAAACGAGAUGAGGAGAUCGUGCUGGAGAUCUACCACAAGCCAACUGAUCUUAAGAAGAAGAAACUGAACCUGCACUCUGAGAAGCCGCUAUACCUUCAUCUUUUUGCCACUUUCAUCAGCAACUGAGAGACACCGUCUCACAAGAAUCUGGCUUCAGAGCCUACGCCCUGUGAUUCAGAGUUGCUUAAAGUAGAG
Messenger RNA from Cladocopium goreaui, 1016 nucleotides. The record is from the annotation of a GenBank genome assembly. Lineage: Eukaryota; Dinophyceae; Suessiales; Symbiodiniaceae.